Molecule: messenger RNA, 1467 nt
Organism: Bufo bufo (common toad)
Lineage: Eukaryota; Metazoa; Chordata; Amphibia; Anura; Bufonidae
Gene: AQP4
Product: aquaporin 4
Exons: 5
Coding region: 73-1029 (318 amino acids)
Biological process (GO): transmembrane transport
Cellular component (GO): plasma membrane; basolateral plasma membrane
Molecular function (GO): water channel activity
Source: RefSeq, a predicted model, not a curated record
CUUGCUGUAAUCUGACUCCUUGUGUUCUUCUAGUGUGGGCUAUUAGAACAUUUUAUUCUAUCCUAAGGAGGAAUGAGUGACAGACCUGAUACAAGAGUCCGAGGCAAGUGUGGUCCUCUGUGCAAGUGUGAAUUCAUCAUGGUGGCAUGCAAAGGAGUCUGGACACAACCGUUUUGGAAAGCAGUGGUUGGGGAGUUUCUGGCUAUGUUCAUAUUUGUCCUUUUGAGUCUUGGAUCAACUAUUAACUGGAGUCCACAGGAAAAUCGUCAACCAGCAGACCUGGUCCUUAUAUCACUUUGCUUUGGACUUAGCAUUGCGACCCUAGUUCAAUGUUUUGGACAUAUUAGUGGAGGUCACAUUAAUCCAGCAGUUACUCUUGCAAUGGUGUGCAUGCGGAAGAUCAGCAUCGCAAAGUCAGCUUUUUACAUUGUUGCACAGUGUUUGGGAUCUAUUGCAGGAGCAGGAAUUCUCUACGUUGUUACCCCAUCAGAAGUUGCUGGCAAUUUGGGCAUCACCAAAGUGAAUGAGAUGAUUUCCCCUGGUCAUGGACUUCUUGUUGAACUCGUAAUAACCUUCCAACUACUCUUUACAAUCUGUGCAAGCUGUGAUUCAAAUCGCAAUGAUAUCACCGGGGCUGUAGCAUUAGCCAUUGGAUUUUCUGUGGCCAUAGGGCAUUUAUUUGCUCUCAAUUAUACAGGAGCCAGCAUGAAUCCAGCUAGAUCUUUUGGACCAGCUGUCAUUAUGAACAUAUGGGAACACCAUUGGGUGUACUGGGUCGGUCCAGUGGCAGGAGCAGUCCUGGCAGGAGCUCUCUAUGAAUAUGUGUUCUGUCCAGAUGUUGAACUCAAGAAUCGCUUAAAGGAGGUCUUAAAUAAGGCAACCCAAUCAUCCAAAGGGAAAUACAGUGAAGUAGAAGAAAGAAAAAGUCAGAUAGGAUCAGAUGAACUAUUCCUAAAACCUGGGAUUGUCCAUGUUUUAGAAGAAAAAAAAGUUAAGGAUACCUCUGGUGAGGUGUUAUCUUCUGUAUGACUAGAACCAGAAGCCAGAGAAAAGCCUUUACCAUCAACAUUUUUUUCAAUCAAGGAAACCGAUAUAUUAUAAAGCAACUGUAUUAACUAAAAUACCUAUAUCAUUCAGUACAAAGUACAACACAGCUUAAAUCUACCACAGUGUAAAAACUACUACUAUAUAAGACACGCACGUAAUCUUUGGAUGCUGUCCUCUUGGCAAAUCUGCGGUAAAUAAGAGUGAUCCUUAAUUUAACAAGAAGUCAAUAUUGAGCCUCCAAUCUGCCCGUUUAGCAUCUAGAUUGACAGUGCACAUUAGUUUCAAGUACCCACUGGCAAAUUCAAACAAAUGGUUUUUCCUCUGGCAUAUAAUUGGUUGUUGUCACCGCUGAUUAAGAGAUCCCCCUAUUUAAUCACUAUCUGUAGAGAAGCAAAUGCGCAACAAAGCUAACUCCUAAGA